Messenger RNA from Saprolegnia diclina VS20, 922 nucleotides. RefSeq lists its product as hypothetical. Gene Ontology annotation, molecular function: cysteine-type deubiquitinase activity. The record is from RefSeq and is a predicted model, not a curated record. Lineage: Eukaryota; Oomycota; Saprolegniomycetes; Saprolegniales; Saprolegniaceae. Bases 10 to 885 code for a protein of 291 amino acids. The transcript is spliced from 7 exons. Gene Ontology annotation, biological process: protein deubiquitination.
GCAAAAACGAUGGCGUCGAGGAACGAGACCGAAGGGCAGGCCAAGCAGCGCCACAAGCUCGAAGCGCGGGAGUGGCAGAACCAGACCAAGCUGCUUCAGAAGAAGUGGAAGAAGGAGAAGAAGUCCAAGAAGGACGUUGAAGACGAGCUUGUCCGCCUCGAGCACGAGAUGAAGGAGCGCCAUGCCGCCGAGCUUCUCGCCUUCGCCAAGGACGACGAUGACAACGACGAGACGGUGGUCGAUGCAACGCCGCCGGCCGCCGAUCCGACGUCGGCCUCGACCAACGCCAAACUCGAGAAGGCGCAGCGCAAGCGCGAGAAGAAGAAGCAAGAGGAGAAGGACCGGCAGCUGCGCAUCGCUGAAGAGUCCAAGAACGUUGUGAGCGAGCGCAAGGUUGAGCUCGAUCAGAUCGCACUGCAGCUGCAGUCGCUCAGCAUGACGAUCCACGAGAUCCCGUCGGACGGUCAUUGCUUGUACCACGCGGUUGCCGACCAGUUGCGGCGCAUCGAGCAGCUCCCGUCCACGGGCGCUCUGCCGCCGCACUUGUACCUGCGCCAGCGCACGGCUGCGUCGCUUCGUGCCAACGCCGAUGACUACAUGCCGUUUGUGGAGCUCAAUUACGAGGCGGACGAGUCGCUCCAAGAUCAAUUCGCAGCCUACUGCCACCGCGUCGAGCACUCGUCCGACUGGGGCGGCCAGAUCGAACUCCGGGCACUCGCACAGAGCCUCCAACGUCCGAUUCAUGUUUACGCAGCGGGCUCGGACGUCCUCGUCAUGGGCGACGACUUUAGCGCGGCGCCUCUCCGUGUCUCGUACCAUCUGCACUACUACACGCUCGGUGCCCACUACAACUCUGUUGCGACCGCCGACGCCGACGAUCUGUAGUCGCAGGAAUCUACCAGAGGCCAAUGUCGACCGAAUG